Molecule: messenger RNA, 690 nt
Organism: Mycena indigotica
Lineage: Eukaryota; Fungi; Basidiomycota; Agaricomycetes; Agaricales; Mycenaceae
Exons: 5
Coding region: 1-690 (229 amino acids)
Biological process (GO): DNA-templated transcription; transcription initiation at RNA polymerase III promoter
Cellular component (GO): RNA polymerase III complex
Source: RefSeq, a predicted model, not a curated record
AUGUUCAAUUUGGCAAUCCUUAAAGACACAGUAGCAGUCCAUCCCGCCGACUUUGGCACGCCGCAAGAGCUGGCAAUCAUGACCGAACUCAACAAAAAAUACGCCAACCGUGUUCUCCAUGAUGUUGGUCUCUGCAUUUGUGUCUUCGACCUCACAGAAGCUGGCGAAGGCAAGGUUCGGUAUGGGGAUGGUUUUCUGUGGUAUAAAGUGGUUUUUCGGAUGCUCGUAUUUCGACCUUUCCAAACCGAAGUGCUAUUGGCAAAAGUCAUGUCUUCAGACCAUAAUGGUGUACGAUUAUCUUUGGACUUUUUCGAUGACAUCUAUGUUCCCAUCCACUAUCUACCUGUCCCAAAUGCCUUCGAUCCCAAUGAACGCGCUCAUUUCUGGCACGCCAGCGGUGAUGCAGAGGCUAAACAAACCGAACUUCUCGACACCCCCGUGACAGAACGCAUGUGGAUUGACAAGGGCGAGAUUGUCCGCGUAAGAGUUGAGGGUGAUGAAUUCUAUGAUGAUGAACCUGGUCCGGUUAAGAUGGCGGAAGGAGUUCAAGUCGUAAAAGAGGUCCAAACUCGUGCGCCAUUCACGAUAUUCGCUUCUAUGGCAGAGCAAGGACUAGGGCCAGUUUCUUGGUGGGCUACUGCCCAGCCUGAAGAUGGCGAAGAGCAGGAUGAGAUCAUGGAAGAUGGAUAG